UGCGCGGAAGAGUAUGCGCAGGGCGGGGCUCGCUCAUUUGAAUCCUGGAGGGGAUGUUUGAACUCCGGAGGUUCGGGGACAGAGGAGUGUAUUAGAACAUGUGCAGUAAUGUCAGCUCGAAAGAGAGUUAAAAGCUCUCAGACACCAAGAACUUCACAACAUCGUAAUAGUUAUCAGACUAAUCUCUUGGCUUGGAAACUGAAAGAGGACCUAAGCAACUCAAGGAGCACCUCGAAACAUGUACAAAACAGUCCAGUGGAAGAUUCUGAACAAGCUGAUGCUGAUGAGCAAGCAGAAGAUGCUCUGCAAAUAGCAGUAAGAUACUUUGAGAAAGGUCCCUUUAAAACUUCACGGAGUAAAGAUAAAACCUUGGAAAAACACUUGAAAACUGUGGAAAGUGUGGCUUGGAAGAAUGGGUUAGCUCCAGAAGAAAUUGACAUCCUAUUAAAUGUGGCACUCAGUGGCAAAUUUGGGAGUGCUGUAAACUCUCGGAUAUUGAGAUGCAUGAUUCCAGCAACUCUAAUAUCAGAGGAUUCUGUGGUUAAGGCGGUCUCCUGGCUUUGCGUUGGCAAGUGUUGUGGUAGCACCAAGGUACUUUUUUAUCGUUGGCUGGUUGCAAUGUUUGACUUCAUUGAUCACAAGGAGAACAUUAACUUGCUCUAUGGCUUCUUUUUUGCUUCAUUGCAAGAUGAUGCACUGUGCCCUUAUGUCUGCCAUUUCUUAUAUUUACUUACCAAAAAAGAGAAUGUCAAACCAUUUCGUGUGCGAAAACUGCUUGAUCUUCAGGCAAAAAUGGGAAGGCAGCCUUAUCUCCAUGCUUUGUUGUCGCUGUAUAAGUUCUUUGUUCCCACUUUGAUUUCUGUAUCAUUGCCUGUGAAGAAGGUCUAUUUUAAGAAUUCAGAGAAUCUGUGGAAGACAGCUCUAGUUGCUGUGAGGCAAAGGAAUCAGGAACCCUCUCCAGAACCUCUGAAGCUGAUGUUAGGUCCAGCUACUGUCCGUCCUAGAAAAAGAAAAUGGAAUUCUCAUUCACUUAUACCAGUGCUAAAUUCCAGUAGCCACAGUAAAGAAUAUGGAAAAAAAGGGAUUCGUCUUUCUGAUUAUCUCAGUAGGAAUAGAGCAUUUUCAGGAGAACAGCUUAAAAGCUUCCCUCAACUCUUACAGAACAUUCAUUGCUUAGAGCUGCCUUCUCAGAUGGGUGCAGUGCUAAACAACUCUCUGCUACUUCACUAUAUUAACUGUGUCAGAGAUGAAUCACUUUUACUGAGGCUCUAUCAUUGGUUGAGUCAAACAUUACAAGAAGAAUGUAUUUGGUACCAGGUGAAUAAUUAUGAAUGUGAAAAAGAAUUUACCAACUUCCUGGACACUAUCAUCAAGGCAGAGUGCUUCUUACAAGAGGGAUUUGAUUCCUGUGAAGCAUUCCUGUAUAAGAGCCUUCCUCUCUGGGAUGGCUUCUGUUGUCGAUCACAGUUCCUUCAACUUGUGAGCUGGUUUCCUUUUAGCAGCUUCUCUGAGGUGAAACCAUUUAUUUUUGACCGUCUGGCACAGCUCUUCUUUACAUCAACCAUUUAUUUCAAGUGUAGUGUUCUUGAGAACCUGAAAGAGCUACUGCAGAAUUGGCUGUUGUGGCUUUCUAUGGACAUCCACCUGAAAACUGUGACGGACAGUUCUCUAGAGACAACUUUCAGUGGAUCCAUGCAGUCUGUGUUUGAACUAAUUCACUAUGUAGGGUGGCUGUCCACUAAUGCAUUGCGCUUGGAAAGCAACAGUACUUUCUUGCUGCACUUUGUUUUGGAUUUCUAUGAGAAGGUGUGUGACAUAUAUAUAAAUUAUAACCUUCCAUUAGUGGUGUUGUUUCCUCCUGGGAUCUUCUACCUUGCACUCCUCAGUCUGGAUUCCAGUAUCCUAAACCAGCUCUGUUACAUUAUGCACAGAUACCGUAAUAAUUUGACAGCUGCAAAGAAAAAUGAGUUGAUACUAAAGAAAAAAUCAGAGUUCAUAUUCAGCAGCAAGACCUAUCAAGAAUAUAAUCACUAUUUGACAGCCAUGGUUGGUUGCCUGUGGACAUCCAAACCCUUCCAGAAAGGAUCGUAUUUUGAUCCCGAAGUCUUUAAAAUGAUUGGAGUAGCAAAGUAUAAAACCAGUUUAAAUUUAGUCCAUCACCCUGCUCUAUUGAGUUAUGCUAUUUCCUUUUUGCUAAAGGAAUACCCAGAAGAAAGGACAGUAAACGUGAGCUCCAUUCGGGGAAAGAAAUGGAAUGAGUAUUUGGACUAUUUAUUUUCAGAGGGCUUACAAGGCUUGAAACUUUUCAUACGAAGUAGUAUUCGUCAUUCUUCUGUCCCCUGACAGACAGCAUAAACUCCAUGAUCAACAUGAAAUGAAUGCUGACAGAAACAAACCAAGCAUACUGGACUAAAUUCCUUCCUCGUUGCCAGAGAGGCCAAGUGGCUCACCUUGAGUUUCCAUAUACUUUUUACUAACACACUGUCAUCCUCAGGUAGUGCUUGGGCUGGCCUUUGAUCGUGGCUCAGGAGAGCUUUGAUGUGGCUAGCUUUGCUUUUCGGGGUCUAGAUUCUUUAAUGCACUAGCGAAAAAUGAUUUAAUCAUCAGGCUCUAUCUUUCACCAAAUUAUAUAUAAAGAGAUAUAUCCAUUAUGUGGUGGGAUUUUUCACAUUCUUGUGGAGUAUAAGCUGCCUUGAUGGAUGACAGCAGGUAUUAAACAGUAGCAGUUAAGCCGCAGACAUACUUAUGCAAAAUACUCUGCUGUCUCUAUGAAACCUCCAUUGAUACUGCCAUUUUUCUGACUGUGAGCAAUAGCACCAACACCAAGUUAAUAAGUAGUUGGCUGAUUCCUUGGUUUUCACUGGUAGCAACUUAAUGAGAGAAGGAAGGAGAGAGAAUUGUGGAGUAAUCAAGACAUCCCUACGCAUUACGGGUUUGAUUUCAUGAAACUGCUCUGGUUUUUGUGUAUAUAUGUAUAUACCCCAUUUUUAAGUGUUUAGGCAACUUUAUUUUCAGGAAUAAUUCUGAAGCCUUUUUAAAAACUUGGUAAUAGCUAGAAUAUCUUGCUGAAAAUUUACUUUAAAUUUUGCUUCAGUGCUACUGAAUAACUCUCUCUUUUAAUAAAAUUCAUAUCAUUUGAGAGAAAUCAAGUAAGAUUUUUUAUUUUAGGGCACAUUUUUAUGGUUCUUUUUUCUUUUAAAGCAAAAUCCUAAACUAUAUUAUUGGAUAAUGUUCAGAAUAGAAUCUCAUUUAUCAAUUCAUUUUUUUGAUUCAAUACAUGUUUACUGAGCAUAUUGUAUGCCAGGUGUUCUGUGUGCUGAUUAUAACAGCUGUCACCUACAAAGUACUUGCUUUUGUGGAAUUUAGUAUAUCCCAUUGGAGAAGACAGACAAUAAAACAGUAAAUAAAUAUAUAAAAUCAGUUGCUAUAAAGAAAAAGCAGGUAAUAGAAACAGAAUGUUGAGAGGAUUGCUAUUUUAGAUAAGGUGGUUAAAGAAGGCCUGUUUGAGAAGUGACAUAUGCAGAGGCCAUAAUGAAAUAAGUGUAUGAGCCAAGUGAAUAUUUGGGGAAAGCAUUCUGGGCAGAGGUAAAGGCAAGUGAAAAGGCUUAAAAAUAUUAACUUUCUUGGCCUGUUUGAAGAAUAAUAGGCCAGUAAGAUAAAAACAGUGAUUAAGGAAUAGGAGUGGUAAGAAAUGAAAUAAGAGGAAGCCAGAGAAUACUUCAUGAAAGUCCUUAUAGCCCAGAAUGGAUAUAUAAUGGGAAGCCAUAAUUUGACUAACCUACUAAGUAUAUGGAACUAUAGUGUGAAGUUAGACUGAAGAGGAUUUAGGGUGAAAGAGAGACCAGUUAGGUUAUUACAGUGUUCCAGGUAAGAGUCUUAGAUUAGCAUGGUUGAUGAAGAGGAAAUGUUUAGAUAUUGAAUUCAGACUCACUUUAAAGGUAGAGAAGAUAUUGAUCUGCUGAUAACAGGUAUAAGGAGAGGGAAAGAGAUGGGUAAAGGAUGACUUUUAGAUUUUUGAGCAACUGGGUAAAUACUGGGAUGCAGAGAGGAGGCAUACUGGAAGAAGAACCAGUGUGGAGGAGUGUGGAAUCAGGAGUUCUGUUGUGACCAUGUUAAGUUGCAGAUGCUUAGUAGUCAGCUGAAUAUCCAAGUCUAGAUUUCAAGGUGCAAGUUGGAAUUGGCAAAAUUAAUUUGGGAGUUAUUAGUGGAUAGCCACAACAUUGGAUGAGAUCAUUUACUAUAGCUGGAAAAGAGAAGGUGGCAAAGGACUGAGCUUUGGAGUGUGCCAAUAUUAAAAAGCAGAGAGGGGGAGGAACCGGCAAAAGACUGAGAAGGACCCUCCAGUGAGCUAGAAGAAAAGUCAGGGACUGGUGUGCUGGAAGCCAAGUGUAGAAAAUGUUUCAAAGGAGUGUUUAAUGGUGUGGAAUGUUUACCUGAAAAAAAGAAGCUUUAGCUGAUUCGAAGUAAAUGUGAUAGCUUCCCCAAUGGGUAACCUCAUAUAGAGAGGCCUCUUUUGUUUUUAAGUUUGUACUCCAAAUAACUUCCCAUAUUGUUUUUCAGAACAUGAUAUUUUGGUCUUUAAGAUGAUAUAGAACUUUAAUUAUUGAAGGGAUUUGAUUAUUUAACCCCUAAUAAUCUUCAGAUUAUCAAAGGAAUCUUUUCUAAACUUAACUUUAUGUUCCAGAAGAAAAAAUAUAUUUUUCCUUAGGUUUGUCAUUUGUUCAAUAAUUAUCCCCUGGGUGCCCUGGCUGGUGUGCUCGUUCAGUGGUUAGAGUGCUAGCCCGUGCACCGAAGGGUC
Myotis brandtii (Brandt's bat) is the source of this 4798-nucleotide messenger RNA. It is a transcript of the gene CENPI, whose product is annotated as centromere protein I. Bases 109 to 2343 code for a protein of 744 amino acids. The transcript is spliced from 21 exons. The record is from RefSeq and is a predicted model, not a curated record. Gene Ontology annotation, cellular component: kinetochore. NCBI's taxonomy places the organism in Eukaryota, Metazoa, Chordata, Mammalia, Chiroptera, Vespertilionidae.